UCCAUCUUCGUGCAUUCCUAAAUCCCCAAUUAUAGUGCUACAGAAUCUUGCCUUUUACAGACUUCCAAGAAUCCCAUUUCUUUGUUUGCAUCACCUCGUAGAAACAAUGUCAUGCAACAACUAGCAAAUGCAAGAGAUUAUAUUAACAUUUACAGCCGAGGCCUUUGCGGUCUAAACUUUACUACACAAAUUACAGGCUCCUCCUCAGCUCCCUGCACCCGAUCAGCAUUCCUACCCUGGAGCAAAGCCUUUCAUCUGAUCCUGUGAGUGUAUACACACUGCCUUCUAAACCCAUGUAAUGGCUCUCUGUGUGUGAGGACAGACAGGGGGAAUCUAGAUGAGCUCUGAAACAGACAGCUGACGAAUCAACAAAGCCUCUUUUUUUUUUCUGGAGUUUUAGAUUGGUAUCUGCCCAGGUGUGUGCAGUCUGUGCUCUUAGAUACUGGUGGUGAGACACAGCUCUUUAUUUCUUGAGACCUUGCAGUUUUUAAGUCUCGUAAUUACAAAAAGAUACAAAGAGCGUCACCUUAGGAUUAGUAAAUCUCUGUUUAAAGCCAGAUACAGGAACUCAGGAAAGUACAAUUAAAGAUCACAGAGUGAGUAAACAUGGAUCAUGUUAUAGAUGCCUGUAGAGUCCGUUAAAACAGUUUAAUAUUGUUGGUAUGUGUCUGUGUAAUGUUUUAUUGUAGUUCCUUAAGAAAUUAGCUUUAUUGCGAUAUGUAUGAUAGAGAAACAGUAUUAAGACAUUCUACAGUGGCAUGUGAUAGCUUCAUUAAUGAGUUAUGAUACUUUUAUCCAAGUAUGCUAAAAACUGCACAAAUAAGUUGCAUAGUCUGUCAUAAUACUUCAUAACUUUGCAACUUAAAGUUACUGUAAAGUUGUCAGCUUUUCCCAGUAAGAUACUAUGGCAGUAAAGAGUGUGACAUGUUUUUCUUUGCUUUGCUUGCUAUUGUCUGUCUUUGGUUGCCUUGCUGAGAAAAGCCAGUACUUUUUCAUUGCCUAAAUAGUUUUGCUAUCACUGUUAUAGUGGGAGGAUUUCCAAGAGGGCUGUUCCAAAUGGCAAAAGUACACACUCUACUGGUCUUUACCCUGCAAGUACUCUACUCUUGCCAUGCAAACUCCACUUUUUCCAGUGACUUCUUCUACCAAAACAUCUUGAAUGGAAGUGCGAAUGGAGAAAUUCAUUUCAAUGGCAUAAAACUGCGAGUUGAAGUUCAGCCACACUCUGUGUUUGCUGUGAGGGGUAGUAAUGUCACCCUGCCCUGCCAGUUCAGGUACGAGCCUCCAUUAAUCAGCCCUCGGAGGGUGAGGGUCAAAUGGUCCUUGUUACUACACUCCGGGGACGAAGCGUCCAAUGUGCUUGUGUCUAUUGGUCACCGUGAACGAAGCUUUGGAGCGUUUAAAGAUCGAGUGCAUCUUCAGAAGGAUGUCCAAGGAGACAUUUCACUCAUUAUCACCAAUGUGAGCCUGCAGGACAGUGGACAGUAUCGCUGUGAGGUUAUUGACGGGUUGGAGGAUGAGAGUGCAACAGUGAAUUUAGGGUUCAGAGGUCCAUAUGUUUCAGGAGUGGUGUUUCCCUACCAGCCUCAACAUGGCCGCUACAACCUAGCCUUCAAGGAAGCCCAAAAAGCCUGUAAUGACCAAGAUGCUGCUAUCGCCACAUUCGAUCAGCUCUUCGCUGCAUGGCAGGGAGGGCUGGACUGGUGUAAUGCUGGCUGGCUGGCAGAUGGCACAGUGCAGUACCCCAUUGUCCAGCCCCGACAGCCUUGCGGAGGCCUUGAUCUGGCUCCUGGGUUACGCAGCUAUGGAGCCAGGCAUAAACAUAGAAACCGUUAUGAUGUCUUCUGUUUUACCUCCACUGUUAUGGGACAAGUGUACUUCUUGCAGCAUCCUCAGAAGUUCAACUUUACCAUGGCAGUCCAGGCCUGUAUUGACGAUGGUGCACAGAUUGCCAAAGUUGGUCAGUUGUUUGCAGCAUGGAUGUUUUCAGAGCUGGACCAAUGUGAUGCAGGAUGGCUAGCAGAUGGAAGCCUGCGUUACCCAAUCAGCAACCCUCGCCCGAACUGUGGCCCUCUGAAGUCAGGGGUCCGUAGCUUUGGCUUCCCUUUGCCAUAUCACAGACACGGUGUAUACUGCUAUAGAUCUAGGUAAAGGAUCUUUGAGACUUAGUGCCUGUUGAAUGUGAAAUAAGAGGUACAACAGCCGUCUAUCUAACUGUAUGUUUGGACUUUUCUAAGAACUUGGAUGAGAAGAGAUGGAAGGACAAAUUUGAUUGACAAUUUAACCUUACACAUUGUCCAGAUAUAAUUGAGAUUCUGCCUCAGAUUGAUUUGAAUAGCUUAGGUCACUAGGAAAAAUAUUAAUUAUGUACAAGUACCUAGUUCAUAAUUUCAGUGACAAAUUAUUACAACAAGAGCAUAUGGACAUAGUGUUUUUCCAAUUAAAUCCCAUCUGAUUAAACUAAUUUUAGCUGAAGAAAGAUCAGACAUUUAGGCCAGUAAUCCCCUACUUUUACUAAUACAUUUAAAAUUUUUCAUUAUUCAUGAAACAAUAUUUACCUUACUAACUUCACGAAAAUAUCAAGGCACACUAAUACUAAUACAAAAUCCAAAUUGUUCCCUGAAAAUUAUUUUUAAUUUCCAAUUUCAAAAAAGACAAAGCUGCUUAGAUUGAUCAAGCAUAAGUUUCUUAUCAUUAGUCACAGUAAUGGUUAUGUAUUUUCAGUUAUAUCAGGUUAAAUAUUUCUGUCAAGCUCUUUUCUCUUUAUUAUUAUUAUUAUUAUUAUUAUUAUUAUUAUUAUUAUUAUUAUUCUCAUCAUCAUCAUUUUAGUGGAGCUUCUGAACCCUGAAGCACUUUCUGAACUAAAAAAAUGGAUAAUGUGAUUAUUGUCUUGUAGAUAUUUAUAUUAUCAACUAUUUAAUCAUACCUUGCUUUUAUGAACUACCUUUCUAGAUUCAUUCAUUUCUAAGAAAUAGGAAAGAUGUAACUUUUUUUUUUUUUAAAUAUUAAGUUCUAUAUGAAUACAAAAGGUGGUGGUUUCAUUUAAUGCAAAAAUAUGCCAUUUUCGUAAAAAAAUAUAUAGCAAUUGCACAUCAAAAUGACCACAUAAUGUAUUUUUCUACCAGCAGUGUAUUUCUGUAUCAUUAACUACUCAGCCUGCACUGAUCAAGGAUCAGUUCUACAUCCUAAUGAAUCCUGUUAGAUUACUAAAGAGAAACCAACUGUAUAAUCACACUUGAGACGCUUGAUAAAUGAGUUACUGCCUUACAAAUUUCCACUUCAGCUCUGAAACUGAACCUGUCCUACCAGUAGGGGUCUCAGUGUGUGAGUGUACCCUGUGGACGUGGAGGAGCUCUAGGUAAGAGAGGAGAAAGGGCCGUGUGCAUAAGAGGAGCCCUAAAAGAGCCCAUUCAGUCAAAGGCUACCCUACACUCCACCCUACUGAGCACACUGCAACGCUUGUAAUUUUACAACUCUUGUAAUUUCAAGGGUACUUAUUGCUCUAUUCCAAGCCCAGCUGCAUUUUUAGACUGGGCUGGACAAGGUGAAA
Ictalurus punctatus (channel catfish) is the source of this 3550-nucleotide messenger RNA. Its product is annotated as hyaluronan and proteoglycan link protein 3. Gene Ontology annotation, biological process: cell adhesion. The transcript has 5 exons. Bases 1057 to 2151 code for a protein of 364 amino acids. NCBI's taxonomy places the organism in Eukaryota, Metazoa, Chordata, Actinopteri, Siluriformes, Ictaluridae. The record is from RefSeq and is a predicted model, not a curated record. Gene Ontology annotation, molecular function: hyaluronic acid binding.